CAUCGCAUACGCACGUACACGUUGCGCUUUCAUUGGCUAAUUUGAAUUUCGAACGUUCGAACUGGCCUAUCGCGCUCGAUGAGCCGUAUGAUUUCUUUUUCACGCAUAUACAGUGUGUUCCGUUAGUGACCAGUGCUUGUGACUGAAGACUGUGUUUGACAGCUGUGUCGGUUAUAUUUAAAAUCGGAUGUUUUCACACGUGACCUGGUGUAAAUAAACAUCGUGUGCUACAAAGAAGCAGCUGUGUGGAUUAUUGACCCACUGCGCCCGCGCCGGAAACAUUAUGCCAUAUACACACUAACUAAAGCGGACCUGCCGAGCACCGCGAGGAAUUCACCGUUAAUUAUGCCAGUUUAUUAGCAUGCAAUAAUGGAAGGAGUCACAUCCCGUCCCACUCUGGAAUAUAUCCCACCCCUGCCACCAAAACAAAGGAAUUCGACCACGUUUACACAAAUAACUAAUGAGAAGAUCAACGGACAUGACACUAUAGACGGUCGGUCCAGCGUAGACUCGCUCAGUUCGAUGCACUCGCUCGUCCUUAAUUCUAAGAGCUCCUCUGCAACGGUAUUCAUAGCGGCGAACCAGCCAGACAGACCCGCGAGCACGCCUAGUUCGGACGCUCCACUAAACGGCCCACAUGUCGUCACUAUCAGAAUCAACACAGACUCCGACAAACCAAAAGCACCCAAAAUAUCCAGCGUCCAUCUCAAAAGCGAUAUAAACUUCGAAACGUUCAAGUUACACGAAAGAAAAAACAAUAGCCUAGUAAGAAUCAACGUCGACGAAACCAGGCCGAAGAUAUUAGAAAAUGAAGAGAUAACUAAAACUGAUAAGGCGCCAUAUAUCUACUGCAAUUCCUAUGUAAAUUCAAUGACUAAUAUGGUCAUGUCGAGCGGUCAGUGCUCGCCUAGUGAUACUCUGGACUCUGGCACGUGCAGCGAUCUAGAUGGUACUCCUCCGCCAUUACCUAAAAAGAAAACACUAAAAAGCUCCAACAAAAAGGCAGUGUCUGUCACAAUGAUCAGUUCUAGAAAUGGUUCCAGUCAAAGCGAAGUUGAUUUUGAAGAUAACGAUUCGAACAUAUCGUGCGACUCGCUCAAUAGUAGCGAAUUGAAUGGAAGUGUACACGCAGAUGAAAGUCAUAUCGAAUACGCGAUGAAAAAGGAAAAGAAACAAGUUGUUGAGCCACCUAUCGCGCCGGAGAUGCCACCUAUGGUGUCAUUCACCAAAACAACAAAAGAUAAUAGCUUUCUACCACAGGGCCUACUGCAAGAUAUCAGAGACCGAUCAGCAAAACUCAGUACGAUAGAAACUGAAAGCGAAGAACACGAAGCGAACCAGAAUAUCAAUGAAAAUGCUAAUAUAUCAAAAGAAAGCGCUCAACUCACUUCGUUCCGUUUAGUUUCUCAGCUUAAUAGUGGAACGAAGAAAAACGACGGCAUUGAAUCAUUACCAGCAAAUUCGUGUAAAACACCGCUGAUUAGUGAGAGUACGUACGAGGAGCGAAAAAAUCAGGAUAAGAUAAAACAAGAAAAAAUGUGUUACAGUAGUCAUUACUUUGAUACGGACAAAUUUUAUGAUUUUCAUUUAAAUGAGAAACAGUUCGAUGAGCAAGCGCCAGUGAAAAGUGUAAGUGUUAGUGCUAAGCGUGAUUGUGAUGGAUCUGAAGUGGAAUAUUUUGCGGGAAUCAAGGAUUAUAAGAACGAGGAAGCGCCGUCGACGAUUCGGAGUUCUAAAGGGACAAUACGAGGAGUGAAGAAUCGUGUGAGGGCCGGCAUAGCAACAUUUCUUCAAAUGCAGAGCACGACAAAGAGCUAUAAAGAAAAAGACGCGGGCAAAGUCGUCCUCUACACGACUACCAUGGGAAUUGUCCGGAGCACUUACCAGAGGUGUGUUCUGGUGAAGAAGAUCCUGAGGAACCUUCUGGUGAAAUACGAGGAACGGGACGUCUUCAUGAGCACGGAGUACCAGGACGAGAUCAGGGAUAGGAUGAGAAGUGACCAGAUUCUGGUUCCUCAGCUGUUUGUUGAAGGCCAUCAUAUUGGGGAUGCAGACACCGUGGAGAAAUUGAAUGAAAGUGGAGAAUUGAGGAAAAUGCUGAAGCCUUACAAGAGUCCCGACGCGUGCCAUACCUGCCAGGUCUGCGGCGGGUUCCGCCUUCUGCCCUGUAAGAUCUGCAACGGCUCCAAGAAGAGUCUCCACAGAAACCACUUCACCGCCGAAUUCGUCGCCCUCAAGUGCAUGAACUGCGACGAAGUCGGUCUGGUCAGGUGCGAAGCCUGUUCUUGAAGCCUGAACUUUACCAUCAUGAUGUAGGGCUUUAGAAACUAAAGCUCCAAAAAGAUUUUCUACAGGAACAACUUCAUAGCUGGAAUUGUCGUUAUCAAAUGCAUGAACUGUGAUGAAAUCGGCGUCGUCAUGUGCGAUGCCAGUUCUUGAAGUCUGAAGUUUACCAUCAUGAUAUAGGGCUUUAGAAACUAAGGCUCCAAAAAGAUUUUCUACAGGAACAACUUCAUAGCUGGAAUUGUUGUUCUCAAACGCAUGAACUGUGAUGAAGUCGGCCUCGUCAUGUGCGAUGCUUGUUAGGACUUAAGCACUUAUUUGUCCACGAUUAGUCUCCAAAGAAACCACUUCACAGCCGAAUUUUUCACUCUGUGCUGUCCUUUUCCUAACUUCGAAGCUCGUCAUGUUAAAGGGUUUAAUACCUUAGUCUCCAAGAGGAGUCAUCACAGUGACCCCUUCACAGCCGAAUUUGUCAUCCACAAAAAGAAUGAAUUUCGAUGAAGCAUGGAGUUCAAGAUCAUGAAUAAAAGUGACCUAACAAUAAGUUAAUUAAAAAACCUCAUUUAAGGUCAAUACCCUCAAGCCAAGCUCAAGCUCAAGCCUCAGGUCAAGCCCUGGUACGGCCCUUAUGUGUGCGAAUAAACCUUAUGAUGAUUAAAUUAAAUAUUGAAUAGUAUAUUAUUUUUGUGAAUGGUCAGUAAUAAGGAUUUAAUUUGGUGGUAAUAUGUAUUUUGUCAAUAGAACAAAGUGUAUUGUUUGAUGAUUUGUAAAAAUAAAUGCAAAUGUUGAUGAUGUAAUACAAAUUAUUAUGAGAAAUGUAAUAAUCACGUCUUAUCUGCAUAAUUUCGAUUAAGUACUAUUUGUAAUAAAUAAAUGGAGAUAUUUUUUAUUUGUCAAUUACAUUAAUACGAGUAUCAAAUUGUUGCUCCAUAUUUGUAGUUUCCAAGUAAGGCUUGUAAAUUACUUAUUAAAUCCAGUAAAAGAAAACUUAUACAAAAAAAGGUCUAAGUAUUCGCGUCCAUGAAUACAAGGAGUUAUAUAUCAAAGAAUCUUCAAAGAAAAUAACUUUGAAUGCAGAAAAUGCAGUAAGUACUGUGAAUGCUUAAUGUUAAACGCAUGUAAAGUUCAGGAAGAAAAUCGAAGCCUGAAUAAAUAUGUAGGUAUACGAAACCAACAACGUUCCGUAUUUCAUGAAUGAUAAAGUUUCCUGCAUGCAUAAAAAUUUCAAGUUAUUUUUAUUAUUCCGUUCGCUUCUGAAACGGAAAUUGAAAAAUUUAAACAUGUACUUAAUUGGCAUUAUCAAAAAUAGUUAAUACUCACUUAUUUUAUAGAAUCAUAUCCUAGCGAUGAAAUUUGAUUAAACUUAUAUUUUUUAAUGAACAGAAUAUGAUUUACUUACUUAUAAAUCUUAUCUUUGUUUCUUCAAUUUUGGUAAACAAUUGUUUAAUAUGUAGUUUUAUAAUGUCAAUAAUAAUAAUUAAAUUGAUAUUUAACAUAAAAAAAUAAUAAGUAUGAUUACCUAUCAGAUUAAAUACAAUACUUAAUUCUUUAUUUUACAAAAGCACUUUUUCGCGGUAGACUUGUUUUUAAUUUAUUAUCCGAUAUAAUCUUACUCAUUCUUAUAUUUACAAAGUAAACUCAUUCAAAGAUAAUUUUCAUUUAUAGCAUCAGAUUGAUGUCUUAAUUAAUAAAAAAUACACCAUAAAAUUUUGGAUUAAUUUGGGGAAUUAUAACAUGUUUCCUUUUAAUCUGGCAGCUGUUUAUAUUUUUUUAGGAUUAAUGUUACGUACAAUAUAGUGGCAAUCAAAAUUGAAAAAAUUUGUAAGCUACGUAUAUGAAUAGAUAAAUUAAUCUAAAUGAAUGUUCAAAAUCUUUUUCAUUCGAAAAAGUUAAUUUGGUCAUGAUUUGUACUAAUAACCGAUUUUAUUAACUUUAAAAUAUUAUAAGUACUCUAUCUUUUUUAAUAAUAUUCUACAAAUUGUACCAACAAACGGCGAGGUGAAGAAAGUGGAAACAUUUACAUUAUUACAUUUAGUUAAAUUAUAUUUGUACUUAUAAACAUUUUUUUUAUUAAAUAAUGUAUUUUCUUUAUUAAACAAAUGCUGUAUAGGUACUAUUUUACUAUUAAUGAAAUUAGUAUGCCAUAAAUUAGAUGCAAUAAAAAUUUAAUUUACAAAUUAUCAACUUUUAAGUCGUUAUUAUAUUUUUAAUUAUUUAGUUACUCAUUUUGUGUUAGUUUUUUUUAGAAUACUGAUAUUUUUUAUAAAUACAAAAUCACAAUGAUUACAAUUAAAUUUAUUGUAAAUUAUUUACGGACAAUUAUAAUAUUCUACUUUUAAAAUAUUAUAAUUAUCAGUAUCAAUAGCUGUAGUGUAUACUUAAGUCGUGUUUUUAUACAAAAGACUUGAACAUAGAACUUACUGAAUUACAAAGCCUCUUGGCUUCAAGUUGUGAUAGUAAUAAACUUAAAAUUAGUUACAAUAAAUAGUUCACAUACUUUCAAUUGCCUCUGUUGCUCCGAAUUUCAGCAGCGUUUUUGUAAAUAAUAUUGUUUAAAUAAAUAAUUA
Amyelois transitella is the source of this 4850-nucleotide messenger RNA. Its product is annotated as glutaredoxin domain-containing cysteine-rich protein CG31559. Gene Ontology annotation, biological process: sensory perception of sound. The record is from RefSeq and is a predicted model, not a curated record. Lineage: Eukaryota; Metazoa; Arthropoda; Insecta; Lepidoptera; Pyralidae. Bases 370 to 2289 code for a protein of 639 amino acids. The transcript has 5 exons.